This is a messenger RNA of Aspergillus homomorphus CBS 101889, 1316 nucleotides long. RefSeq lists its product as uncharacterized. The record is from RefSeq and is a predicted model, not a curated record. Bases 44 to 1078 code for a protein of 344 amino acids. Lineage: Eukaryota; Fungi; Ascomycota; Eurotiomycetes; Eurotiales; Aspergillaceae. The transcript has a single exon.
GAGAGCUUUUGAUUUAUAUCUUAAUCUCCGGCUGAGAAGCAAUAUGCCGCUGGAAAAUUACGGAGUCUGGAAGGCUUACCCCAAACGUUACAAAGUUGAACGUCGUGGGGCCAGAACACCUCAUCUAACUCUCUAUUUCUGCAAUAAUGGAGAGACAGACUUUGAAGGGCCAGAAUUUCACGCCGCCAUAAACAUCAAGUCUGGAGACCAGCAAGAGUCGCGACUUGUCUAUUGGGUAAAUGAGCAUAUGAGCGGCCAUCCGCUCGUCAGGAGUCUGUCGGAGCUCAAGACCGGCUUCGAGCGCUUGGACGAUAAAGAGCCCGAACAGGGCGGCCUACGGCUUGAUUACAUCCGGGGCAAUCUCUUUGACGUGAAUACCGGUCGGGUUCUUGAGCAUGACAUUACUGGUCCAAACAAUGACAUUAUCGAUGUCCUGGUGCCUAAAGUCCAGGAAGCAAUCAAUAAGCAAGCAAUCAAUAAGGGGGCUGUCGUUUACAUAUUCGGCGAACGAUUUAGCACAAACAAUGGCAUACACAAUGUCCACAUGAACCAGGGCAACAUCCGAAGGUACUCGGGUGACGAUGGCGUGUUCCAGGACGGCGCGCUUCUCUUCCAUUUCCCAAAGGAUGAUGAAUGGAUUGGUAUUUUCCUUGCCUUUGCAUCACAGGCCGUGCAUACAAGCGAGAAUGAUGGCCAUGCCAUAUCACGAGUCACUUGGAAAGACCUCCUGCCUGGUGACCUUGUCGAAAACUCAGUUGCUAUCAACAAGCUCGUUGUGGAUUCUUUUGGCCAAGGUGAAGACAAGAAGCAGUCUGUUACCCUGAAGAACCUCACGAGGCGCAAAAUAUCGCUCGCACGUUGGAGAAUCCGCAAUUCGCGCUGGGAACAACAGGUUCUCCCUAGUAAUGCGGCUUUAGAUGCAAAGGCUAUAAUGGUCUUUGACGUUCCGAAUUCCUUCUUAUCUAUGGACGGUGACACUAUCACGCUUCUCGAUCGCGAUGGGCUCAAGGUCGCUGGCGUCAGCUAUAAAUCUCAGCGGGAUAAUGCGGGAAAUGGGGAAAUUAAUUUUGCCGGCUAAAGUCACCAGCUCACUUUCCUACUCAUGUUUAUACUGUAAAUCUGUCUGUCCUUUGUCAAAAGUAACGCCCACGCGGAGUCGAUUAUAAUAUUACCGUGUUUUACUGCAUUGUUUCACCCAAAGGACUCUGUGCCAUGGGGCAGAAGAGCCUAGCCUCAUCUGGGGUCAUUGAUCUAGAGGCAUUUGAGAAAUCAAGUGAAUACAAGCAGCAUAAAAGAGGGAUGGAACGGAUUGGGAC